AAAACGUCCGUGUACUUGCUUUUAGUAAGUCAAUAUUUGGUUACCAGUCUUCGAUAUUUGUAAUAGAGAUAACUCUAACCCCGUUCGUCGGGUAGGACAUUCAAAUGCAUCGCUUUUUCCACAAACUGAAGCUCAAAUCUCACCACAUCAACUAUCUGUAAGGCAGCCUGAGCACCAAAUCAAACUGGUAACAACCAUGGGCAGCUAAUGAAGACUAGUGAUCUACUGUGUAGGACAAAAGGUUAGUAAUACUCCGGAGAGUCCCUCCUCUCUUCCCACUCAGACAGUCCAGUAAAGUUUCCAACAUCAUGGCUGAGGAAGACUAUGGCAGCUUUGUGGACUGGAACCAGAUGGGGGAUCUGGCCAAGAGCAGCGGGCCCACCAAGGUAGACUGUAAAGACCUGAAAGAGUUCAAACAGAUGGCUCGGCAGGGUUACUGGGCCAAAAACCACAAACUGAGGGCCCAGGUCUACCAGCAGCUGAUCAAAGCCAUCCCCUGCCGUACAGUCACCCCAGAUGCAGAAGUGUACCGUGACAUUAUGGGAAAUGCAGCCACCAAGAAGCCCUCCUCCCACGUCCCACUUCCAGAUUUUGUGGAUGACAAUGAGGUGCCACGGUACUGUCUGAAGGCGGAGGGGUUAGCUUCAGCGCAUCAGAUCAUAAACUGCGUGGCUGGACAGUUUCCAGAUAUCUCCCACUGUCCAUCACUGCCUGCUAUCACAUCGUUACUCCUGCACUUCAGCGUGGACGAAGCUCAGUGUUUUGAGCAUAUCAGCCGCAUUCUGGCCUGCAACGAGCCGGGCAAGCGCCUGCUGGACCAGACUUUCCUGGCAUAUGAGUCGAGCUGCAUGACUUUUGGGGAUCUUGCUAACAAGUACUGCGCGCCCGCACACAAACUGAUCAUUGCCACCGCCCAGGAUGUGCUGGAGGUGUACUCUGACUGGCAGCGCUGGGUGCUGGGCGACCUGCCUUUCAGCCACAUAGUCCGGAUCCUAGAUGUCUACCUCGUGGAGGGCUACAAGGUUCUGUUCCGCGUGGCAAUUGCCCUGCUUAAGUUCUACCGCAAGCAUAAAGCAGGAGUCCAGGGGGGUAACCAGCAGCAGGAUUCGGGCAAAGUAAGGGCGGAUAUUCAGGCUUUUGUCAAGGGCAUUGCCUCUACCGUCACUCCUGAGAAGCUGCUGGAAAAAGCCUUCUCCAUCCGCCUGUUCAGUCGUAAGGAGAUCACGCUGCUGCAGCUCACUAAUGAAAAGUCCCUGCAGCAGAAAGGAAUCACAGUCAAACAGAAGCGGAGGAACGUCCAGCUGGCACUUAACCCUGACACCUUUUCCUCGGAGAUCGUCAGCGCCAAAGAGAUGCGAGACAUCUGGUCGUGGAUCCCUGAGCGCUUCGCCCUGUGCCAACCACAACUUCUCUUCACAACGUCCAAUCAUGGCUGCAGCUUGACCAGAUUCUACUCGCACUGUGACGGCUACGAGCCCACGCUGCUCCUCAUCCGGACCACAGACGGAGACGUGUGUGGAGCCUUCCUGUCCACAGACUGGGAGGAGCGAAAGAGAGGAGGCAACAAAUUGAGCUUCUUUGGGACGGGGGAGUGCUUUGUCUUCAGGCUGAAGCCAGAGAUGGAGCGCUAUGAGUGGGUGGUGAUCCGCCACCCUGAGUUGGCCUCCUCCAUCAAACCUCAGGACCAGGAAGAUGGAGCCGCCCCUGAAGCCCCAAACACAGAAAACAACGGCUUAGCGCAGCCAGAGAAACCUGUUGGAGAGCUGUCCCCUUUCCUCUCUGCCCGCCACUUCAACCUCAACUCCAAGAAUACAUCGAUGUUCAUGGCUGGGAACUUUGACUCCAUCAUAGUGGGUGGUGGUGAAGGCAACGCUCUCUACAUCGACUCUGAGCUCAACCACGGGCGCACCGGCCGAUGCACCACCUUCGACAACCCACCCCUCUGCGCUGAGAGCUUCCAGGUUUCACUGCUGGAAACGUGGGGCUUUGAGGAUACCAUGUCCAAAUAAUGCUGUCCACAUGAACACGCACACAUGUGAAUCCAUGCAUACACAGUUCACACUUGUACAUAGAAAAAAACAGAAUCUUCAUAUAUAAUGUCCAGCAGUGUCAAGUGAACACCGAUAUGCAAACAAAACUACGUCCGUCCUUAAAAGAAAUUAAGAUAGGUAACUUUUUUUAUUUAUUAAAACAUUUCAACAUGUGAAUAGAAAUGUGAUUUCAUUUUCCCUGUUUAUUUUUGUAUUUACAGAUUUGUCAUUAUGGUUUACUAAUUAUGUGAAGGUGUUCGGUGAUAUGAAAGAUAUGUUCAGGUAUACAGAAAAAGCCUAUUGAAGCAGUUUGUAAGUGGGCUGUGAUGUCUUCAUGCUCAUGCUGGACUGAAAAAGGUUUAAAUGCCUGAAUGUAAACGUGGUCUUUAAUGUUCUCUGUUUCAGCUUCAUCUGCCAAAUGAACUGUACAGGUAGCUCUGCAGUCUGUUGAAACAUGUCGCUAAGCUAACCGUGUUGAUAAAGUAGGGUUAAAGGUUAAAAAAUGUGAAGUCAACGUUGAUUAUUGUGGUGAGAUGCUUUUUAAUGUAUGAAAAGAAGAAGUGGUGAAGUUGGUCCAGCUAUGAUUUACUUUUGUCUCAGUUUAAAAAAAAAAAAAAAAAAAUCCCUGGCUUGAGAUCUCUCAUGUAUCAAUCGUGGUAAAUAUUUGUGAAUAUCAGUGGUGAAUUUGAGUGUUGCCAUUUCUGCACUUUAUAUGGAAGCUUUCUUUUUGACCCAGUGACAGUCUCUCUGUAUGGUGAAUGGAUUCAUGUGACUAACAGGACAAACUUUUUAAAGAAAGUGAAAACUCAAGGUGUUUUGGUUUACAAAUAAUGAAUAUAAAUGCAGUUCUUUCCUCCUCCUCUUCUUACCAUUUUCCUGUUACUUCCGUCCUUUGCAGUGUGAAGAUAGCAACAAAAAAGUCCAAAUGUAUGCCCUGACUGCAAACUGUGUUGUUGGGGUUUGUUUCUGUAUGUUCAGGAGUGCUCCAGUGAAAUAUCAGUUAAGAAACUACAAAUGUAUUCUACAUGUGAAAAUACACAAGUAUACUUU
Molecule: messenger RNA, 3080 nt
Organism: Labrus mixtus (cuckoo wrasse)
Lineage: Eukaryota; Metazoa; Chordata; Actinopteri; Labriformes; Labridae
Gene: tbc1d24
Product: TBC1 domain family, member 24
Exons: 7
Coding region: 309-2009 (566 amino acids)
Source: RefSeq, a predicted model, not a curated record